Messenger RNA from Parastagonospora nodorum SN15, 690 nucleotides. RefSeq lists its product as hypothetical. Lineage: Eukaryota; Fungi; Ascomycota; Dothideomycetes; Pleosporales; Phaeosphaeriaceae. Gene Ontology annotation, cellular component: plasma membrane. The record is from RefSeq and is a predicted model, not a curated record. Gene Ontology annotation, biological process: arsenite transport; antimonite transmembrane transport. The coding region runs from base 1 to 690 and encodes 229 amino acids. The transcript is spliced from 2 exons. Gene Ontology annotation, molecular function: antiporter activity; arsenite transmembrane transporter activity; antimonite transmembrane transporter activity.
AUGUACCCGAUUCUGUGUAAAGUGCGGUACGAGACGCUACACCUGCUGCUGCGCUCGAAAGAACUGUGGAUUCAGAUUGCUGUAUCCUUUGUCCUGAACUGGAUCAUUGCACCACUCUUUAUGGUCGGUCUUGCAUGGGCCUUUCUGCCAGACCGCCAAGAUCUCCGAGAAGGUUUGAUCUUCGUGGGCAUUGCACGCUGCAUCGCCAUGGUCCUCAUCUGGACAGACUUGGCAGGUGGAGACGGCGAUUACUGCGCAGUUCUUGUGGCUUUCAACUCAAUUCUGCAGAUCGUCUUGUUCGCGCCGUUCGCAAUCUUCUACGUGCAGAUUGUCAGCCAUGGAGACAAGACGAGCGUCUCGUAUGAGGGCGUGGCGCAAAGUGUUGGCGUGUUCCUUGGUAUUCCGCUCGGUGCCGCAGUACUCACACGACUGGGUCUGAGGACUCUGCUAGGAGAAGACCGAUAUCAGCGACGCUUCAUCCGUUACAUCGCGCCCUUUUCGCUUAUUGGACUUCUGUAUACCAUCAUCGUUCUGUUCGCCAGCCAAGGAGCCCACGUAGUCAGGCAGAUUACCGAUGUUCUUCGCGUCUGCGCGCCGUUGCUCGUCUACUUCCUGGUUAUCUUCACCAGCACCGUCUGGUUCUGCUGGAAGAUGGGCUUCGGCUACAGGCUUUACCGCUGCAAGCAAUAA